AUGUCAAACACUAGCUCUCCAGCACUUGUAUCGACAGAUAAGUCAGGUUACGUCACUACACGCCCGAAAGACAACCGCGACUUGAGCACCGAACCGACUAGUAAUUCAUCUAUGGGAUCGGAGACUGGAGAGGAAGUGGUGGAUGCGAUGUUUGAUUAUGUAUACAUUGCUAGGAGGACGACAAUUAGAGCUAUGAUCCCUAGUGCUAUCGUUGGAGGAACCAUGGCCCAAAGAAGAAACACACGCUCACGCCCAACACAUCCUGAGAAUGCCACUCUUGACAUUGGUCAAUUGGUUUCGCAACAACUAAUGGCUACUAUCCCUAACAUUAUGGCUGAAGUCACUGCAGGAGUCAACGCAAGUCAGAAAAACUGCGGAGGCCCUACACCUGUUGAGAACACCGAUGGAAGCGGGGAUCGGAAUGUGGAAACAAGGGGAUGCACCUAUAAGUACUUCAUUUCUUACAAAACCAAGGAGUUUCAUGGACAGAGGGUGCAGUGGGAUUACUGA
Molecule: messenger RNA, 510 nt
Organism: Lactuca saligna
Lineage: Eukaryota; Viridiplantae; Streptophyta; Magnoliopsida; Asterales; Asteraceae
Source: the annotation of a GenBank genome assembly